This is a messenger RNA of Bactrocera dorsalis (oriental fruit fly), 792 nucleotides long. RefSeq names its product tigger transposable element-derived protein 2-like. Gene Ontology annotation, cellular component: nucleus. Gene Ontology annotation, molecular function: DNA binding. The transcript has a single exon. The annotation marks the transcript as partial. The record is from RefSeq and is a predicted model, not a curated record. NCBI's taxonomy places the organism in Eukaryota, Metazoa, Arthropoda, Insecta, Diptera, Tephritidae.
GUAAAAAACUAUCAGACUGAAAAUAGUUUGCCGAAAGAAGGUCUAUUGAUAUUGGAUAAUGCAACAUGUCAUAGGGAGCCGUUGACAUCUGAAUGUGGACAAUAUAAAACUAUGUUUCUCCCUCCAAAUUGUACUAGCAUUAUCCAACCUAUGGAUCAAAAUGUGAUACGCCUGACUAAACUUUAUUACAAAAAAGACCUCUUGUGUGAAUUGGUCAAUUCUGAAUCAGACAGUACUGACAUUUUUUUGAAACAAUUCAGUAUGUACGACGCUUGUGAAUUGCUUAAGCGAUCUUGGAACAGGGUAUCGGAUUCCACUCUAAAGUCCUGUUGGAAAAAUAUUCAUACGCAGAGAUGGGCUUCAGAAGAUAACAUUCCAUUGUCAGUCUUACAACAAGAAUUACCAGAGAGUGACCUUUCGGCUCGUUUUGAAGAAAUUGAAGAAUUUCGUGCAAUCACAAAUUUAUUUCGCCGCAAUACUGACGUGGAACUUUCUGAAGAUGAAGUUCUUGCCUGGAUUAAUGACUCUGGCAGUAGUGUGGUUGCAUAUAGUAGCUCAGAAUUGAUUACAGAAGACGAAGAAGCAGAAUCUAAUAUGAUUAAGCGCGUUAAAAAUCGUGAAGCUGUACAAGCUUUAAAUACAAGUAUAGAUUGGGCAAAGCAACGAGGCAUAGACACUGAUCAAAUAUUAGUACUCAAGGAAAUGCGUAAUAAAGCUUUAGAAGCAUGUGUAUUGCAACAGAAACAAACUUGCAUCACAAAUUUCGUUAGAAAAAAACAUCAUAAAAAAUAA